Messenger RNA from Epinephelus lanceolatus (giant grouper), 2969 nucleotides. RefSeq names its product potassium voltage-gated channel, subfamily G, member 2 (gene kcng2). Gene Ontology annotation, cellular component: membrane; voltage-gated potassium channel complex. Lineage: Eukaryota; Metazoa; Chordata; Actinopteri; Perciformes; Serranidae. Gene Ontology annotation, molecular function: voltage-gated potassium channel activity. The record is from RefSeq and is a predicted model, not a curated record. Gene Ontology annotation, biological process: potassium ion transmembrane transport; action potential; protein homooligomerization.
GUGAGCUGGAGACAGUCCUUCACCUGCUCCCAGCCAAACACACACACAUACACACACUGCUCUGCAACAUCUGCCACGUCGCCUGUGAUGGAGCGAGGAAGAGUGUGACGGAGUCUUUGCUGUUGUGGAGUAACAUGUCUACCUCUUUGGCGUCUCCGAUGGAUCAAAUCAGUCUUUUGGGGCUCGGCGGACUCCGCGCUCAUAUUUUGAACGUAUAAACAGCGACUUUAAGAAGCCAUAAAAACUCCGUGCGGCGCGUGAGCGCUGCAAAUUGAGCGCAGCCUUAAUUGUACUACGAUGUCCCAGAGCAUCUGCGUGGAAAACUUAAAGGCAUGCUGCAUACUGAGGGCUGUGAACGUGCGAGGAGGCUGAAACAGAUGGACACGAGCCCAACAACACACUGGAGACAUGCUGUGUUGCUGAAUGGGUGACAAGCUCCCAGUCACCUCACAUACCCUGUGAAGCCCUCCUCCCAUCGCAUUGUGCAGGACAGGGUCCCCCAGCAAAGUGGCAGUCAUGUACCAGGAGGUGGCCUUCCUGGCUGGUAGCACUGAGCACCAGUUCACCACCUUCCACUUCAAACGUGUGCAGAACCUGCAGGAGGUCAAAUCCAAGAAGGGUUUGUUCUACAAGCGAGCCCAGCUCCUGCUCCAGCCUCAGCCCUGCCAACAGGAUGGAGAUGAGAUCGGCCUGGCUGAUGGGGCGGCCAUUAUCAACGUGGGGGGGAUCAAGUACCGCAUCCCUUGGUCCACGCUGGACGAGUUCCCCCUGACACGGUUGGGUAAGUUGCGCAGAUGCAGCAGCGAGGCCGAGAUCAUGGACUUGUGCGAUGACUACGAUGGCACCAGCAAUGAGUACUUCUUCGACCGAAGCCCGUCGGCUUUCCGCACAAUCGUGUCUUUCUUGGCAGCAGGGAAGCUGCGGCUGCUGAGGGAGAUGUGCGCCCUGUCCUUCCAAGAGGAGCUGCUGUACUGGGGGGUGGAGGAGAACAAACUGGACUGGUGCUGCCUCAGGAAGCUGCGGCUCAGGCAGGAGGAGUACAAGGAGCAGCAGAGGCUGGAGGAUGAGGAGGCCGAGCUCACUUCUCCGCAGUCCUGCGAGGAGAGCCAGCAGCCUCCUGAAGCGGGGCCACAGGAAGAGACCUGUACGGGGGGCUGCAUGCGAAGGCUGAGGGACAUGGUGGAGAACCCCCACUCUGGCCUGCCGGGGAAGAUCUUCGCUUUUCUGUCGGUGAUAUUUGUAGCCAUCACUGCUGUGACGCUGUGUGUCAGCACCAUGCCGGACCUCAGAGAAGAGGAGGAGAGGGGUGAGUGCUCCCAGAGGUGCUAUAACAUCUUUGUGCUGGAGACGGUGUGUGUCGCCUGGUUCUCCCUGGAGUUCUUGCUGCGCUUCAUUCAGACACAGAGCAAGUGUAUGUUCCUGCGUACGCCUCUGAAUGUCAUCGACGUGGUGGCCAUCCUUCCCUACUACAUCACCCUCAUUGUGGAUUCUCUGUCAGUUGGAGGGAAACCCGCAGGCUCAGGGAACAACUACCUGGAGAAGGUGGGGUUGGUUCUCCGAGUCCUGCGAGCUCUGCGGAUCUUUUACGUGAUGAGGUUGGCCCGCCACUCUUUAGGCUUGCAGACGCUUGGUCUGACAGUGAGGAGGUGUACACGUGAGUUCGGCUUGUUGCUGCUGUUCCUUUGCGUGGCCAUGGCUCUUUUCUCCCCGCUGGUGUUCCUAGCUGAGAGCGAGAUGGGCGCCAAGCAGGAGUUCACAAGCAUCCCUGGUAGCUACUGGUGGGCGGUCAUCUCCAUGACCACAGUCGGCUAUGGAGACAUGGUGCCCAGGAGCAUCCCCGGCCAGGUGGUGGCACUCAGCAGCAUCCUGAGCGGCAUCCUCCUCAUGGCCUUCCCCGUCACGUCCAUCUUUCACACCUUCUCUCGCUCCUACGUGGAGCUGAAGGAGGAGCAGAGCCGGGCGCUGAGACAGAAGCCGGACUCACAGGACAGCACCAAGUCCCAGAACAGCGAGGACUCCCAGGAGACGGACAGCUACCACGGCAUCACGGAGGCCGCAGUCUCAUCAGUACAGCGGAGGAAGUCCAUGGCUGCUCACAGGGCUGCUGAGAUUAGAGCAUCCACAAAAACUUAGCUGCUCUGUCUGUCUGUGUGUCUGUGUUAAAGUGGCAGUCUGGGAGGCCGUGACACUCAGCACUGGGACUUCAAAGUUGACAAGCUGCAGGAUUGUGAGCCGAAGGAGAUUUUCCUCUCUGGAGAUUGAGGUCUCUGCUUUGAUCGUGUGAAGCUUGUGCAGCAGAGUGUAUCGGAGUUUCUUAAGUUUUACAGAGAAGCUCCAGAGGUCUUUUUAUCCACAAAUUUGACUUAAAAAGACGAGUGACGUUACAAUAUUCAUGAUUAAAUGACUAGUCAAAUGAGAUUAAAAAAAAGUUACUGGGACAGUUUUCUCACUGACUGCGAUUCAGACUUGAGAUAAGUCUUAGCAAAAGGGAAAUCUAACACCAAAACAUCAUAGACUAAUAAUUAAUGAUCCUCAUGUAGCUGCAUGCUAAUGCGAGCUCAUCUUUUAUUUGCUCUGGCAGAUGCGUCUGGCCUCUCUCCCAUUCAGAGGUCCAGUAGUUAAAUAUGGAGCAUGUUUCAGAUGUUAACUAACAACUUGCAGAGCCCGCAUGCGUUACGCAAAAUGCAUAAUGGUGUCAUUUUUGGCUUGCGCACCCUCCAACCCAUGCUCAUCUCCAGAUUUUCAAAAACAGACGGUUUUUAUGAGAUGCACGAACUUCAGUUUUACCCCAUUCAUGGCAACACUUGCUCAGAGCAACUGAUGUCGUAUAAAGAGCUAGAAAAUCCACGUAGGGAGGGAGGGGAGGAGGAUAGGUCAAACAACACCAGACUUUCAUCGAGGGGACCGUGUCAACUUCAGCCUGUUACAUGCACUUUCUUUUUUUCAAAAUACACUUCUUUUUUCACAGG